UUGAAUCAGACACGGAAGAACCUCCUGAACCCGGGCCCUCCAAGCCCAGUCAACUCAAGGGAGUGAAACCCGAGGCCCCGGCGCAUGUCAACGCCAAGGCUACGUCUAGCAAAAAUGGUCAGACAUCGAAGGCAGCAGUUGAAGCCGAGCCUAUGGAUGAGGACGAAGCCAGUGCGGCCUCAAGUCCUGAGGACCCGGAUGAAGGCGAGGAUGAGAUAGAAGUGGACGAAGAUUUGGACGCAGAGGAUGAAGGUGUUGCUUCCAAGAAUGCGGAAGCUGCUCUGUCAAAGACGAAGGAAGUUGACCUGCCAGGAGGUUGGAAGGCCGGAGACCCCGUACCGUACGCGGCACUAGCCAAAGUAUUCGCGCUCAUCGAGGCAACAACAAAACGGUUGGAGAAGACCGCUUUGCUCACAUCUUUCCUCCUGCUCGUGAUCCGCAGGCGGGCUCAAGGGGACUCUCAGUCUCUACUUCAGGCUGUCUAUCUCUGUAUCAACCGGUUAUGCCCAGAUUAUGUCGGCAUCGAGCUGGGAAUCGGGGAGAGUCUGCUCAUCAAGGCAAUAAGCGAAUCAACUGGGCGAAGCUUGUCAGUGGUAAAGGCUGACCUCAAGAAAGAGGGCGACCUCGGCCUCGUGGCAAUGAACUCGAAGAACAGUCAGAAGACGCUCUUCAAGCCCAAGCCUUUAACCCUCCCAACGGUGUUCAAGAACCUGAAGGAGAUUGCUCUGAGCAGUGGUCAUUCAUCCCAGAACAAGAAGGUGUCUAUCAUCACGAAACUCAUGGCCUCGUGUCAGGGCCAAGAGGCAAAGUACAUCAUCCGCAGUCUAGAGGGCAAGCUACGAAUCGGAAACGCGGAGCGCACGGUCCUUGUCGCCCUCGCACAUGCCGCUGUUCUCGCAGAACAGGAGAUUUCGAAUAAACGGUCAAGCGCGGAGAAGCUCGCUUCCCGCCUAGAAGAGUCUGCGAGCAUCAUCAAGCAGGUGUACAGCGAACUUCCCAACUACGAUCUCGUCAUCCCUGCACUCCUCGAUGUCGGAGUCGACAGGCUGAUCGAAGUGUGCAAGCUGACGCCAGGCGUGCCGCUGAAACCCAUGCUGGCGAAGCCGACGAAGGCGAUCGGAGAGGUGCUCGACAAAUUCGAAGGCAAGAAAUUCACGUGCGAGUACAAGUAUGACGGCGAACGUGCACAAGUGCACAAGCUCGAGGACGGUUCCAUCGCAGUCUUCAGCCGCAACUCGGAGGACAUGAGCAAGAAGUACCCGGACCUCAUGGCGCAGCUGCCAAGCUGCAUCAAGGAGGGCACGAAGACGUUCGUGUUCGACGCGGAGGCGGUCGCGAUCGACAAGGACACGGGCAAGCUCAUGCCGUUCCAGGAGCUCAGCCGGCGGAAGCGCAAGGACGUCAAGGUCGAGGACAUCAAAGUCCGCGUCUGCCUCUUUGCGUUCGAUCUUCUCUACCUUAAUGGCGAGCCGUUGUUGCAGAGAGACUUCGGGACACGGCGCGGGCUGCUGCAGGAGCACUUCCUGCCCGUGGACGGCGAGUUUCAGUUCGCGAAGUCGUCCGACUGCGAUACCACAGAUGAGAUCCAGACGUUCCUCGAGGAGAGCGUCAAGGACGGCUGCGAGGGUCUCAUGGUGAAGAUGCUCGAGGGCGAGCUGAGCCACUACCAGCCCAGUCGGCGAACCGUAAAUUGGCUCAAACUGAAGAAAGACUACCUCGCGGGCGUCGGCGACUCGCUCGACCUCGUCGUCGUAGGCGCCUACUACGGCAAGGGCAAGCGCACGAACGUCUACGGCGCGUUCCUGCUCGCGUGUUACGACGCAGACUCCGAGGAGUACCAGACGAUCUGCAAGAUCGGCACCGGGUUCAGCGACGAGGCGCUCCAGGCGCACGCCGCGACGCUCAAGCCACUCGAGAUGACCACGCCGCGCGGGGACGUCAAAGUCGGCGGCGCGAAGCCCGACGUCUGGCUUGAGCCCAAGGUCGUCUGGGAGGUGCUCACGGCGGACCUCAGUCUGAGCCCGAUCUACACGGCCGCGCAGGGUCUGGUCGAGGAGCGCGGCAUCUCGCUGCGUUUCCCCCGUUUCAUCCGGAUCCGGGAGGACAAGGCUGCGGAUGACGCGACGGGGCCGGAGCAGAUAGCAGAAAUGUACCAGCGCCAGGCCCUCGCGCAGGGCAGCAAGGGCAAGAAGGGCAAGGGGGGCGGCGACGCGGACGACGGAUUCUGGUAGCGGAUGUACGAUGGCGAGCUUGCUUGUGUCUUCGUGCUGUGUUUUUACGAUUAUGGUAAGUU
Trametes versicolor FP-101664 SS1 is the source of this 2293-nucleotide messenger RNA. RefSeq names its product ATP-dependent DNA ligase. Gene Ontology annotation, biological process: DNA biosynthetic process; lagging strand elongation; DNA recombination. The record is from RefSeq and is a predicted model, not a curated record. NCBI's taxonomy places the organism in Eukaryota, Fungi, Basidiomycota, Agaricomycetes, Polyporales, Polyporaceae. Gene Ontology annotation, molecular function: DNA binding; ATP binding; DNA ligase (ATP) activity. Gene Ontology annotation, cellular component: nucleus; mitochondrion. The transcript is spliced from 15 exons. The coding region runs from base 153 to 2231 and encodes 692 amino acids.